CUUUGGAUUCCGGGGGCCUGGGUGGGGAGCUGGGUGCCCCCUGCAUCCCCCAUCCCCAGCAUCCCAUGAGCCGACCCUCGGCCCCAUGGAGCCCGGCAAUUAUGCCACCUCGGACGGGGCCAAGGAUAUCGAAGGCUUGCUGGGAGCGGGAGGGGGUCGGAAUCUAGCCGCCCAUUCCCCCCUGACCAGCCACCCAGCGGUGGCGUCUACGCUGUUGCCCGCUGUCAACUAUGGACUGGAUCUGCCAGGCUCUGCGGAACUGCCAAAGCAGUGCCACCCAUGCCCCGGGGUGCCCCAGGGAGCGUCCCCAGCUCCGGUACCUUAUGGCUACUUUGGAGGCGGGUACUACUCCUGCCGAGUGUCGCGGAGCUCGCUGAAACCCUGUGCCCAGGCGGCCACCCUGGCCGCCUACCCCACGGAGACUCUCGCGGCCGGGGAGGAGUACCCCAGCCGCCCUACCGAGUUUGCUUUCUAUCCGGGGUACCCGGGAUCCUACCAGCCUGCGACCAGUUACCUAGAUGUGUCGGUGGUGCAGAGUCUGGGUGCCCCCGGGGAGCCUCGCCACGACGCCCUGCUGCCUGUGGACAGUUACCAGCCCUGGGCCCUCACCGGUGGCUGGAACAGCCAGAUGUAUUGCCAGGGAGAACAGAAUCCACCGGGUCCCUUCUGGAAGGCUGCAUUUGCAGACUCAAGCUCUCAGCACCCUCCAGACAACUGCACCUUCCACCGAGGCCGCAAGAAGCGCGUUCCCUACAGCAAGGGGCAGUUGCAUGAGCUGGAGCGCGAGUAUUCCGCUAACAAGUUCAUCACCAAGGACAAGAGGCGCAAGAUCUCCGCGACCACCAGCCUCUCAGAGCGCCAGAUCACCAUCUGGUUUCAGAAUCGCAGGGUCAAGGAGAAGAAGGUCCUUGCCAAGGUCAAGACCAGCGCUACUCCAUGAGGGAGCUCCCUUGCUGGGGAGGUAGGGGAAUGUGGGGGUAUCCUAAGGAGACCAGGAGCCUGCCA
Hipposideros armiger (great roundleaf bat) is the source of this 1005-nucleotide messenger RNA. It is a transcript of the gene HOXB13, whose product is annotated as homeobox B13. Gene Ontology annotation, biological process: regulation of DNA-templated transcription. Bases 86 to 940 code for a protein of 284 amino acids. Lineage: Eukaryota; Metazoa; Chordata; Mammalia; Chiroptera; Hipposideridae. Gene Ontology annotation, molecular function: DNA binding; DNA-binding transcription factor activity, RNA polymerase II-specific. The transcript has 2 exons. The record is from RefSeq and is a predicted model, not a curated record.